GUAAACUCUAUAAGCCAGGUUGCGUUAUGAAUUUUAUCUCCUCCAUAUUACUAGUGGUGACCAUUUUAUCCUUCACUGCCUACUCCGCGGGAGACGGAGAUAGGCACCUAAAUGAGAACUUAAAUGAAGCUACGGUAAAGAAAACUAAGGAUGGCUGGCAAUGUGCCGGUGUAACAUGCCCUAAGGAGUUUACGGCAUCUUGUAAGGUCACCAAGGUCCUGAAACCAUCUGACCUACAGCAUACCGAACUCCUAAUAUUAUGCAUGGAUAAACAUGAUAAGCCGAGGUGUGGGAUUACGCGAACUCGGAAAGGGGUAAUACAGGAAGUUUUAAACGUGGACGAAGACGGAAAUUCAAUAUAUGACCAGAAGGAGGUUAUUUCGGAAAACGAUGGUACUACAAUUCCUCGGUGCCCACGAAAAUAAAUUAUGUGCACUGAUCGGUUUCACACAAAUAUAUUUUAUCUUCACAAGAAAAAAUAUUGGUAAAGUUUGGCCGCUAGUGUUUAUAUAGAAUUGGAGAAAGAACGAACUUGGAACUAGCAGAACGAACAGAAACAAGAUAACACAAAAAAUAAGAUAACGAAUACAAAAGACAACGAAAAAAAUAUUUCCAUAAAUUGAGCUAAGUUUGAUCUAAAUAAAAAUUAAAUUAAAUUCA
Molecule: messenger RNA, 660 nt
Organism: Drosophila santomea
Lineage: Eukaryota; Metazoa; Arthropoda; Insecta; Diptera; Drosophilidae
Gene: Sfp78E
Exons: 4
Coding region: 27-425 (132 amino acids)
Source: RefSeq, a predicted model, not a curated record